GACGAGCUGCUCCAAGCAGCAGAGCUCCGCGCUCAACAGGACCCUCCGCCAAUGAACAUCAAGCAGCUCGCACAUAUACAUGAUCUGAAACAACAAUUCCGACGGCUCAUCGAUCCGGGCAUUAUGCGUCCCAAUAACAAGGAGACUGCGCUCAUGGCUUUGAAAACUUUGGAGACGCUCUCGGAUAACCUCCUCCGAGAACAUGACAACGAGAAGUUUAGGAGCUUCAAACCGACGAAUAACGCUAUUAAAAAGCGGCUAGUAGACGUAAAAGGGGCUUUGGAAUAUGCUGUUGCACAAUUCCAACCUAUAUACAUAUUCAACGAUCGCCACCUCGAGGAAUUACAAAUUGGGAAUGAAAUCCUAAAAGAAACCCUCAUUCGCGAAGCUGAGAAACAAGAGAAGGCUUCACAGGUCAAAUUAACGGAGAAGGAGUUACGGGAAAUCGCUCGUCGUAAAGUUCAGCUGAAUUUCCAUGAAGACCGAUUGGAGAAACAGUUAAAGGAUAAACGCGAGGCUGAUUCUCGAGCUGCGCGGGAAGCUGCAGGGGCCGCGCCGGCGAGUCCUACGAGUCCUACUACUUCG
Fomitiporia mediterranea MF3/22 is the source of this 585-nucleotide messenger RNA. RefSeq lists its product as uncharacterized. NCBI's taxonomy places the organism in Eukaryota, Fungi, Basidiomycota, Agaricomycetes, Hymenochaetales, Hymenochaetaceae. The record is from RefSeq and is a predicted model, not a curated record. The annotation marks the transcript as partial. The transcript is spliced from 4 exons.